CGUUACAAACACACUACAUCAAGACAAGUGAAGAUGGCGGAUGUAUUGAGUGUUCUUCGUCAGUAUAACAUCCAGAAAAAGGAAAUCGUCGCCAAAGGAGAUGAAGUUAUAUUUGGAGAGUUCUCCUGGCCGAAAAAUGUCAAGACCAACUACAUAAUCUGGGGUACUGGUAAAGAGGGCCAGCCCAAAGAGUACUAUACUUUGGACUCUAUCUUGUUCCUGCUCAACAAUGUGCAUCUCCCACAUCCAUCCUAUGUGCGACGAGCUGCAACAGAGAACAUCCCUGUUGUCAGACGACCUGAUCGAAAAGGCUUGCUGUCGUAUCUCAACGGGGAGAGCUCAACAUCGACGAGUAUUGACAGAAGUGCACCCAUAGAAAUAGGUUUGCAAAGGCCAACGCAAGUCAAAAGAGCAGCUGAUGAGGUCUCUUCUGAAGCCAAAAAGCCAAGGAUUGAGGAUGAGGAGCGAGUGCGUCUGGACAAGGAGCGUCUGGCUGCCCGUCUGGAGGGCCACAAAGAGGGCAUCGUGCAGACCGACCAAAUCAGAUCACUGUCUGAGGCCAUGUCCGUGGAGAAGAUUGCAGCCAUCAAGGCCAAGAUUAUGGCCAAGAAACGUUCCACCAUCAAAACAGAUCUGGAUGAUGACAUCACCCUGAAGCAGAGAAGCUUUGUGGACGCAGAGGGGGAGGUCACCAGAGAUAUUGUCAGCAGAGAGAGGGUCUGGAGGACUAGGACAACCAUUCUCCAGAGCACUGGAAAGAACUUCUCCAAGAACAUCUUCGCCAUCCUUCAGUCAGUGAAAGCCAGAGAAGAAGGCCGAGCACCAGAGCAGAGACCAGCACAGAACACUACUCAAGUGGACCCGUCCCUAAGGAACAAGCAGCCUGUCCCAGCUGCCUACAACAGAUACGAUCAGGAGCGAUUCAAAGGAAAAGAGGAAACGGAGGGUUUCAAGAUCGACACCAUGGGCACCUACCACGGCAUGACCCUGAAGUCAGUGACGGAAGGAGCAUCUGCUCGGAAGGCCCAGACCCCAGCGCUGCAGCCUGUCCCUCGUCCAGUUUCACAAGCCAGACCUCCACCGAAUCAGAAGAAAGGGUCCCGGACACCCAUCGUCAUCAUCCCCGCCGCCACCACCUCACUCAUCACAAUGCUCAAUGCCAAGGAUCUCCUGCAGGAUCUAAAGUUUGUCACGUCAGAGGAGAAGAAGAAGCAGGGCAUCCAGCGUGAUAAUGAGGUUCUGCUUCAGAGGCGCAAAGACCAGAUCCAGCCCGGAGGCACAACGCUGAGUGUCACUGUGCCGUACCGUAUCAUCGAUCAGCCGCUCAAACUGGCUCCACAAGACUGGGACCGAGUGGUGGCUGUGUUCGUGCAGGGUCCUGCCUGGCAGUUCAAAGGCUGGCCGUGGCUGCUGCCUGAUGGAUCUCCUGUUGACAUUUUCGCCAAAAUUCGAGCCUUUCAUUUGAAGUAUGAUGAGGCAAAGACAGACCCCAACGUGCAGAAGUGGGAUGUUACCGUCCUGGAGCUGAGCCGCCACAGGCGCCACCUGGACCGGCCCGUCUUCCUGCGCUUUUGGGAAACCCUCGACAGAUACAUGGUGAAACACAAAUCUCACCUCAGGUUCUGAGCCCAGAUCACAGCGUCCAUCUCCGAAAAUCCUACAAAUGAAUUCUUCGGCCCUCCAACUCUCCUCGGCCCUCCUCUCUCAGAGGUAGCCCCUCUCAUCCGAGCUGCCAUCUUCCAACUUGAUCCCCCAUUUUAACGCGUUAUCCAGUGAACUUCCUCUGACACUUCCUCCUGAUGCAAUGCGCUGGAUAUGUUACUCUGGACACUGGAGAGGAGAUUUGGGGGAUUUUUUUUUGUGUGUGUUUUUGUUGUAAUUGUUUUCUAAUGUUUUCAUGUAGUUCAACAAAAAUACCAAAAUAUGUUUUGUAUAAAAACAAACAAAAAAAAGGCAACAUACUGUGGAAACAGUUUAAACGAGAUAUUAAGUAACAGGACGAGGUCAGAGGUUUUCAUUUUUGUCAGUGGUUAAGAGGGAAAUAUUGUGAACUCAGAACUGUUUAGAUUGAGAGAAACGUGAAAAUGACUCUCGGUACAAACAAAACGGCCACUGAGUUUGGGGAAAGAGACUUCCUUUACACUUUUACUUUUCUUUUGGGUGUUUGUGGUCUGAAUGUACAUACAGUAUAUGAUAAAACCUAUCAGAUCCAAAGCUCUUUGAGCAGAGAGGAGGAUGCAGGUAAGUGAUAUGUUAAUACUACUCUACUCUGCUCUGCAACAGCCAGAUGAUCUCAGCCAAGCAGUCAGGUCCCUAGCUCAGUUUCUGAUGGAUCAGCACAUCUCUCAGUCAUGCAAUGACCCUGUUUAAGUUUUCUGUUCCUUUGUUGGUGUUGUGCUAGAGGAGAGAAAUGAUGGAAAGUAUUGCUUUAAGUCGUCACAUGAAAAUAGACAAUAAAGCCUCAGAGAAAUGAA
Molecule: messenger RNA, 2474 nt
Organism: Epinephelus lanceolatus (giant grouper)
Lineage: Eukaryota; Metazoa; Chordata; Actinopteri; Perciformes; Serranidae
Gene: cdc73
Product: cell division cycle 73, Paf1/RNA polymerase II complex component, homolog (S. cerevisiae)
Biological process (GO): transcription elongation by RNA polymerase II; positive regulation of transcription elongation by RNA polymerase II
Cellular component (GO): Cdc73/Paf1 complex
Molecular function (GO): RNA polymerase II complex binding
Source: RefSeq, a predicted model, not a curated record